GUGUCUCCUCAGCUGUCCUGGAAGUCCACGUGGGGUCGGGCCGGGUCUUCUCCGUGGAAGGGCAGGGGGUGGUGCUGCCCGCCUGGUACACCAGCCGCUCCCAGAAGAAGCCCUACGUCACCUGGCUGCUGGACAAAGAAGAUGCCAACCCCUUCCAGAUCUUGACCUACAUCGACGGGGAGGUGAAGGUGGAGGAGACGGAGCUGACCCCCCGCGUGGGCUUCCUGUACCCCGUCCUCACCCACAACAUCUCACUCUUCAUCAAUGCCACCCGAGAAGGGGACUCGGGCCAGUACAUGUGCACGGUCAACGUGGUGGAUGAUGCCACCAGCACGGGCAAGAACAUCGGGGUCAUCAACCUCACUGUCUUGGUGCCCCCGGCCACCCCUACCUGCCAGCUCCACGGGGAGCCCGUCGUGGGGGCCAACGUGACCUUGAGGUGCACCUCAAAGAAGGGGAAGCCAUCUCCUGUCUACCAGUGGCACCGCACCAACGCCCCCGCCCCAGAGGUCUUCUUCCCGCCGGCCCAGGACGGGACCAGGGGCACCCUCAAGCUGACCAACCUCACCCUGGAGAUGUCCGGCCUCUACGUCUGCGUGGUGGAGAACGGGGCGGGCUCGGCCGAGUGCAGCCUGGCCCUGGAGGUGCGCUCAG
Merops nubicus (carmine bee-eater) is the source of this 654-nucleotide messenger RNA. Its product is annotated as endothelial cell-selective adhesion molecule-like. Gene Ontology annotation, molecular function: cell-cell adhesion mediator activity. The record is from RefSeq and is a predicted model, not a curated record. The annotation marks the transcript as partial. The transcript has 4 exons. NCBI's taxonomy places the organism in Eukaryota, Metazoa, Chordata, Aves, Coraciiformes, Meropidae. Gene Ontology annotation, biological process: homophilic cell-cell adhesion. Gene Ontology annotation, cellular component: adherens junction; plasma membrane.